This is a messenger RNA of Trichoderma asperellum CBS 433.97, 2459 nucleotides long. RefSeq lists its product as uncharacterized. The record is from RefSeq and is a predicted model, not a curated record. Gene Ontology annotation, cellular component: plasma membrane. Gene Ontology annotation, biological process: transmembrane transport. NCBI's taxonomy places the organism in Eukaryota, Fungi, Ascomycota, Sordariomycetes, Hypocreales, Hypocreaceae. Gene Ontology annotation, molecular function: transmembrane transporter activity.
UUCCAUACUCUACUGGGGGAGGAGACGAUCUGUGGCUCCCGUCGACUGCCACCUUUCUUCUAUAUAAUCAUUCGCAUCCCCUUUCCUGGAUAGCCAACCUAGCUCAUCUUCCUUUUCUCCCAUCCCCUUUUCUCAUCCAGUCGAUUCCCGUCCUCUGUCUCCCUAUAAAAGGCGAACAAAAGGCGGCUCUUCAAGGCUUUGCGCUGGAGACGGGAUAAGGAGAAAAAUCGACAUAGAUCGUCACGAGAUAUUGCCACGCGAAAUCUCCACUAAAAAGUCUCAGCAAUUCCCAACCCCGUCCAUUGUGUCGCGGCCGGUCGACGCCUCAUCAUGGCUGCUGAUCAAGCCACAACGCCUGACGGGCGAAUCAGCUCAGACGACACAGUAAAUGCUGCGCGCAGCACCGAUGCCGAGCUCAAGGCCACCGAAGCUGGUGUUGAUAUCGGCCGAGGAUUGGGAGAUAAAGAUAUUGGUAUCUCGUCAGUCGAAAAGGAGGAUGAAGCAUCCGCAUCUGCAUCAGCAUCAGCAUCAACAACGACCCCAGCUGCCGAAGGGCCUCCAACGCAGCAGCCGCCAGGACAUGAACCCGAGGCUGGACGGACAAAGGUCGAGACCGUCCUGGUCAUCUUCGCCUUGUGUCUGGCGCUGUUCCUAGCCGCUCUUGACAUUACCAUCAUCACCACUGCCAUCCCGACCAUCUCUAAUCACUUCAACUCCAGCGCCGGCUACAUCUGGAUUGGAAGCGCUUAUAUGCUCGGCAACGCCACAUUCGUUCCCACAUGGGGCAAGAUUUCCGACAUCUUCGGCCGCAAGCCCACCCUCAUCGCUGCUGUUUCCAUCUUCUGGAUUGGCUCGCUGGUAUGCGGCCUUAGCAACAGCAUGGGCAUGCUUAUCGCUGGUCGUGCGAUUCAGGGUGUUGGCGGUGGCGGCGCCAUCGUCUUGCCCAAUAUCUGCGUCUCCGAUCUUUUCUCUAUGCGCAAGCGAGGCAUGUACUUUGGCAUCUUUGGCAUGAUUUGGGCCCUUGCUUCAUCUAUUGGACCUAUUCUUGGCGGUGUCUUUACCAGCAAGGUCUCUUGGCGCUGGUGCUUCUAUAUCAAUCUACCUUUGAGUGGCGUUGGACUGAUCAUCCUCAUCUUCGUUCUCAAGCUGCACAACCCGCGCACGCCCCUCAAGCAGGGAUUGGCGGCAAUUGACUGGCUUGGUAACCUCCUCAUCAUUGGCGGUACGCUUAUGCUGCUUUUUGGACUCGAGUUUGGCGGCGUUCAAUUCCCCUGGGACUCGGUUACCGUCAUCUGCCUUCUCAUCUUUGGCGUUGUAACAAUUGUCCUCUUUGGCAUCUAUGAGGCUCGUUUCGCCAAGUAUCCCGUUAUGCCUACUCGACUUUUCCGUGACAGGACGAGCAUUGCCUCUUAUGGCGUAUCUGUCCUGCAUGCCAUGACAUUCAUAUCCGGCAGCUACUGGCUUCCUUUGUACUACCAGGCCGUUCUGGGUGCCUCAUCUCUUCUCUCGGGUGUAUAUCUCCUGCCAUACGCCUUGUCUCUGUCCGUCUUAUCGGCCGCAACGGGCAUCUUCAUUAAGAAGACAGGCAACUACAAGAUCCCCAUCAUAUUUGGACUCAGCUUCAUGACUCUUGGUUUCGGUCUCCUCAUUGACUUGGGUGCCAAUGCAAACUGGGCCAAAAUCAUCAUCUUCCAGAUCAUUGCCGGUAUUGGUGCUGGCCCCAUCUUCCAGUCUCCUCUCAUUGCUCUUCAGACCAACGUUGAGCCGCGUGAUAUUGGAGCCGCUACUGCCAGCUUCCAGUUUCUCCGUCAGCUUGGAACGUCUACCUCCGUCGUCAUUGGCGGCGUCAUCUUUGACAAUGAGAUGCAAAAGCAGCAAGCAUAUCUGAUACGCGAGCUUGGCCCCGAGCUGGCCAGUAAGCUUUCCGGCGCUGAGGCUGCGUCAAGCGUGUUUUUAGUCGCCAGCCUCAAGGGUCACGCGCGAGAGGUUGCCAAAACAGCUUACUGGAAUUCUAUGCAGAAAAUGUUCAUUGCCUACACUUGCUUCAUCUUCCUGGCCCUUCUCAUUAGCUUCUUUAUCAAGCAAAAGACGCUCAGCAAGCAGCACACUGAGCACAAGACGGGUCUCGCAUCACUUAAGCAGGAAACAAAGCAGAAGCAACCCGAUGCUGAGAAGGCUGUGGGUGCUGCUGAGGAAAAAUAAAACGCAUAAUUGUCGCCUUCGAUACCAAUUUUUUAAUACCUCAUUUUACUUUACAUUGGAUUACGGCGUUGAUGAUAUUCAUGGAAAAUGGAAGACGGGUGAAGAAGAUUUCGGCAUUUUAGGACAAGAGACGUCCUUUUUAGCAGCCUCUUCUCCUGGUUACAUUGUUGUUAAGUUGUAGAUUUUGCAUAUAGGCCAAGGCCCUCACCACUAUAUAUGAUGUUAAUAUUAAAAAGAAAUGAGACACUUAUAUGACG